AUGUUCCAAAGAAUCAGAGGCGCCAUCGACCGCACCAUUGCCGAGGAGCAAGCCCGCCAGAAGGCUGUCGACAGCGAAACCCUUUCGAGGUCCGGAUCGACGUCGUCUCGCAGGAGUGAUGCCAAUCCUGCCGGACGCCGACCCCGGCAAAAGAAACCGUCUGCCGAUAUAACUGACUCGGCGGCCCCGAACCCCGACCCGGCCGUUUUCGAGGCCGCCUUUGUCAUUGACGAUAGUGACGAGCCCAGCCGCUCGGGGACACCUGCGCCGCCCCCGCCCCCUGAGAAGGAUAACAUUGAUGGAGGCAGGACGUCUGCUCCAAAGGGUGAGGAGGGAGAUAAGUCUCUGGCCAACGGUGCGAAUGCGGAUAAAGAGCACGCAGAUGACAAGUCGAAGGAGGACGGGGAUGCUCCCGCGCCUGCGGAGUUGAGCCCAGAGAUUAAGCAGCGGCUGAGGAAGCUAGAAAAGCUGGAGUCGACGUACCCGGAGCUCCUGCGAUCAUAUAGGGUUGCGCAUAAGCGCGCAACAGCUAUUGAGCCCUUCGAAAAGGCGCUGCGCGAGAAUACGCCGCUUACCUCUAUCAACGACCCGGACUCUCUGGUCGAAUACCUCAACCAAUUGAACUUGAGAGGUGACAUGGUCAUGGAUGAGCUCAAGAAGGUGUCUGCCGACAAGGAAGAACUCAAGAAGAAGCACGCCGAGACCGAAGAGAAGCUCAAGAAGGCGCAGAGCGAAUUGGAAACUCUCAAGAGUGGUAAAUCUAUCGAGGCUGCUGCCGAGUCGAGCGGACGAAAGUCUUUAGAACCACCUGCCCGCACUAGCGUUGAUGUUGCUGCCGAGAAGGUCAAGUCCCCUGUUGCGUCCGUCAUUAGCAUGUUCUCACCCAAGCAGAAGGCGCAAGAUGCCCAUCACGGCAAAUCAGAAAGCGAGGACUUUUUCUCCUACGACGAAGAAAUUCCCCAGUUGCAGGCCGAGGUGGCGUCCAAGACGGAAGAAAUUGAGCAGCUCAAGGGCAAAGUCGAGGAUCUUGAAAAAGAGCUGUCCAUUGCCAAGGAGAACAGCGCUGGCUUGGCAGAAAACUUGGAAAAGACAAGCAAAGCAUUGAGCGAAUCUCGGGAGGCUUCCGGACCGCAGGCAUCGCUACGAAAACAGCUCGACGAACGUAACCAGGAAAUCAGGGCACUAACUGAAAAGUUGGACGCGGCACAGUCAGAGCUGAAGAACCUGGAAGGACGGGCGGAGAGGGAUAAGAAGGAGCAUGCGUCAAGGGUCGAGGAUGUCGAGGCCUCUCUUGCCGAGUCGGACAAGAAGGCCAGUGAGCUUGAUGCUGAGCUCACCAAGGCUAAUAAUGCAAAGUCCAUAUCUAAGAAGCUGAUUGACGACCUUAGCACCCAGAUCGAGAGUCUCAAAAAGGACAAGUCGGAGAGUUUGGCAAAGAUUGAGGAGCUCACUAAGAAACUGGAUUCACCUGCUACAUCCCAACCGACUACCACCCAGCCAACUCCUGCGACACCUCCUGCCGCUGGAGGCUCCAAAAAGAAGAAUAACAAGAAGAAGAAGGGCAAGGGUGCUGCCGGUGGUGCCACUACGGCAGCUCCGCCUCCAGCUGAAGAGGAGGACACCAAGGAAGCUACUGAAAAACCGGACAGUGCUGCCCUUUCUUCCCUUGAGGCUGAGAUUGCCAAGCUCAAGACUGAGGUUGAAGAAAAGGACCAGCAAAUUGAGAAGCUUUCCAAGAGGCGCAAGACCGAGGAAGAUCUACGGGAGGAGAUUGAGAAUUUGCAAGAGAACCUGGUCAACAUUGGACAAGACCAUGUUGAAGCAAAGGAGAAGAUCAAAGAGCUCGAGCAAGAGAAGACCAAGCUCAAGGAACAUAUUGCUGAGCUCGAGGCCCAGGUUGGAUCGUCAAAAUCCAAUGCAACUUCCAACGCAAAGGUUCAAGGCGACCUGGACGCUCUACGAAAGGAGUAUGAUGAUCUCAGGGACAAGUCGACCACGUUACAAUCUGAUUUGGGCGCUGCUCAACAGCUAGCUCAGACCCGGUUCAAAGACCUGACGGACCUGAGGGAAGUACUGCAAAAGGCACAGCCGGAGCUAAAGAGCUUAAGACAAGAGUCGGCCGAAUUGAAGACAACCAAGGAGGAGCUUGCCGCCAAGAUCAAGGAGCUCAAGACUGCAGAGAAGAGGGAGUCGGAGCUUAAGCGUGACGUCAGCAAAGCCCAGCAACUGGUGGCUGAUGGCGAAAAGGAGAUCAAGAGCCUACAAGAGAAGCUCAAGUCCGAGGAAAGCAACAAACAAAAGGCGGAAGAUGGCAAGCGCACGGCUGAGAAGGAUCUACGACGGGCCGAGGCCGACAAGAUUGAGCUCAGUGCCAAGGCCGAAAAGACGGAACGCGAGCUACAAAGGGCACAGGACGAGCUCAACAAGCUGCGGCCGCGUGUCAAGGAGCUGGAGGAGCAGAUGCACAAGCUACGCAGAGAAAAGGCCGCGUCGCAGGAGGAAGCGGAAUUCAAGUCGCAGCAGUACACCAACGCACAGGGCCUGUUGACUAGCAUGCGCGACCAAACGACGGAGCUGUCUGUGCAGCUAAAGGAAUCCAAGUCGCAGGCAGAGUCGCUGGAAGAGGAACUGGUCGAGGUGCAGCGGCUGUUGCAGGAGCGAACGCGUGAGGGAGAGACGAUGCGGCGCCUGCUGGCAGACGUGGACGAGCGCGCAGACACCAAGGUGCGCGAGAUGCGCGGGCGCAUGGAGGCGGCGAUUGAAGAACGCGAGCGCAUCGAAGACGAGUCGAGCACGCUGGCGAGGCGCAAGGCGCGCGAGUCAGAGGAACUGAAGACCAAGAUUCGCGAACUCGAGCGCGAAGUCAAGUCGCUAGCCAGCGAGCGCGACGAGCUCGAGGAGCGGCAGAGGGAGUGGAAGCGGCGCCGGGACGAGCUCGAAGCCAUCGAGUCCAAGGCGUCGGCGGAGACGGAGGAGAUGCGCACGACGGUGUCGCAAUUGCGGUCUGCGCUGGACACGUCGGAGACGCAGCUACGCGAUGGCGAGAAGCAGCGCGGCGACCUGCGCAAGAUGCUGGACGACUCGCGGCAGCGCUAUGAGAAGCUCGCCAGGGACUUGAAGACGGCGCAGUCGAAGCUGGUGGCGGGCUCGAGCCGCAGCUCCAUGGACUCGACGCGAAGCGGCAAUGGGGGCAACGGCGAUACCAUGUACUUGAAGACGAUAUUGCUGCAGUUUCUCGAGCAGAAGGACGGGAGACUAAGGGCGCAGUUGGUGCCUGUGCUGGGCAAGUUGUUGAAGUUUGACAAGAGCGAUGAGCAGAAGUGGUUGAAGGCGGUGCAGCACAUAGAAGUCAAGUGA
This is a messenger RNA of Metarhizium brunneum ARSEF 3297, 3357 nucleotides long. RefSeq names its product Autophagy-related protein 23 (gene ATG23). The record is from RefSeq and is a predicted model, not a curated record. Lineage: Eukaryota; Fungi; Ascomycota; Sordariomycetes; Hypocreales; Clavicipitaceae. Gene Ontology annotation, cellular component: Golgi apparatus. Gene Ontology annotation, biological process: viral process.